GAGCCGGAGCCGGAGGCAGCGCCCAGCCCCGCCGCUGCCAGAGGCUCGGCGGUUGCCGGACGGGGCGGACGGCGGCUCCCGGCGCAGCCCGGCUCCCGGGGGGAGCAGCGGGGGGGCGCCAUGGCCGACGUGUUCGCGGGCCACGAGCCCGGCGCGGCCCCGGACGUGGUGCAGCGCUUCGCUCGCAAGGGAGCCCUGAGGCAGAAGAACGUGCACGAGGUGAAGGAGCAUAAAUUCACCGCGCGCUUCUUCAAGCAGCCCACGUUCUGCAGCCACUGCACCGACUUCAUCUGGGGAUUUGGGAAACAAGGAUUUCAGUGCCAAGUUUGCUGCUUUGUGGUUCACAAGAGGUGCCAUGAAUUUGUUACCUUUUCUUGUCCCGGUGCAGACAAAGGGCCUGACACUGAUGAUCCCAGAAGCAAACAUAAGUUUAAAAUCCACACAUAUGGAAGCCCGACAUUCUGUGACCAUUGUGGGUCAUUGCUGUAUGGACUUCUACAUCAAGGGAUGAAAUGUGACACUUGCGAUAUGAAUGUUCACAAACAGUGUGUAAUAAACGUCCCAAGUCUGUGUGGAAUGGAUCACACAGAGAAGAGAGGAAGGAUUUAUCUGAAAGUUGAAGUCAGUGGUGACAAACUGCAAGUCACAGUACGAGAAGCAAAAAACUUAAUCCCUAUGGAUCCAAAUGGACUUUCAGAUCCAUAUGUGAAGCUGAAACUUAUCCCUGACCCUAAGAAUGAAAGUAAACAAAAAACAAAAACUAUCCGUUCCACUCUAAACCCACAUUGGAAUGAGUCAUUUACAUUUAAAUUGAAACCUACGGACAAAGAUCGACGGUUAUCUAUAGAAGUUUGGGACUGGGAUCGAACAACUAGAAAUGAUUUCAUGGGAUCUCUAUCAUUUGGGGUGUCAGAGCUUAUGAAAAUGCCAGCGUGUGGAUGGUACAAGUUGCUUAAUCAAGAAGAAGGUGAAUACUACAAUGUCCCAAUUCCAGAAGCUGAUGAUGAUGGAAAUGUAGAACUCAGACAGAAGUUUGAGAAAGCCAGACUUGGGCCAGCUGGUAACAAAGUCAUUACUCCAAUAGAAGAUAGGAUUUCCAAUAUACCAUCCAACAACCUGGACAGUGUGAAGCUGACAGAUUUCAACUUUCUCAUGGUGCUUGGGAAGGGGAGCUUUGGAAAGGUGAUGCUGGCCGACAGGAAGGGGACAGAGGAGCUGUAUGCAGUCAAAAUAUUGAAAAAAGAUGUGGUGAUUCAGGAUGAUGAUGUGGAAUGUACCAUGGUUGAAAAACGAGUCCUAGCGCUGCAGGAUAAGCCACCUUUCCUAACCCAGCUGCAUUCUUGCUUCCAAACAGUUGAUCGUCUGUACUUUGUUAUGGAGUAUGUGAAUGGUGGUGACCUCAUGUAUCACAUUCAGCAAGUAGGAAAAUUUAAGGAGCCACAGGCAGUGUUUUAUGCAGCUGAGAUUUCAAUUGGGCUAUUCUUUCUCCAUAAAAGAGGAAUUGUUUAUAGAGAUCUGAAGUUAGAUAAUGUGAUGUUGGAUUCAGAAGGACACAUAAAGAUUGCAGAUUUUGGGAUGUGCAAAGAACAUAUGGCAGAUGGCGUAACAACUAGGACAUUCUGCGGCACUCCAGACUACAUUGCACCAGAGAUUAUUGCUUAUCAGCCCUAUGGAAAAUCAGUAGAUUGGUGGGCCUACGGCGUGCUGUUAUACGAGAUGCUAGCUGGCCAGCCUCCAUUUGAUGGGGAGGAUGAAGAUGAACUCUUCCAGUCCAUAAUGGAGCAUAAUGUGUCCUAUCCUAAAUCGUUGUCCAAAGAAGCUGUUUCUAUCUGCAAAGGGUUAAUGACAAAACACCCUGCAAAAAGGCUUGGCUGUGGGCCUGAGGGAGAGCAAGAUGUCAGGGAGCAUGCAUUCUUCAGGAGAAUCGACUGGGAGAAACUGGAGAACAGAGAGAUUCAGCCGCCAUUCAAGCCUAAAGUGCACUUCUGUACCAAAAUGCACUGGCUUCAGUGGGCAUCGAGGUAUUCGUGUGGCAAAGGUGCUGAAAACUUCGACAAAUUCUUUACUCGAGGACAACCAGUGUUAACACCGCCUGAUCAGCUGGUCAUUUCUAACAUAGACCAAACAGAUUUUGAAGGGUUCUCCUAUGUCAACCCACAGUUUGUACACCCAAGCUUACUAAGUGUAGUAUGAAGCUGAUAGACAUGAACAAACCACACAGUGGAAAAUGGACCUUUGCCCUAGAAUUUUUAGGCCUUUGCCUUGUUGGUUUCAGUUGGGCCUGGAAAUUGUAGAGUAAAAAGUUCAGGAGGAGGGGGAGGGAAAAGGACACUCAUUCAGGAUUUGGCUUUGCAACAAAGAGAAGUUGUCUUAGUAGGAGCUCAUGUAAUAUACAGUGCCCAUUUAUUCACACUACUGGCUGUAGGGUUACUCUUAUGAAGUCAGCCAUUUUUGGUCUAUUUUAAUAUAUUUGCAUAGUUUCUAUUGACCUUUUCCAAUUCCCCUCCAGCACUGGAAAAGCAUAUUAGAAAGAAUGAAACAGCAUCAAGUAGACUGAAAAAAAAGAAACCCCCCUUAAAAUGGAAAGUCUUCAGUCCUUAAAUGUGGAUAGCAUGGAAUGUGAGCCCUCGGCCCUGAGGGACUACUCUUCCUUUUGGUCUUCCUGAAGAAACAGCACAAGUGACUGGAAGGGAGGGGUAGCUGGGGGGCGGGGAGGAGCACUGUGUAAGAUUGCUCAAAGCAAGACGUGUCAAAACUACUGCUUUUACGUACCAGGUUGGUUUUUUUAAGGAAAUAAAGUCGGACUCUUGGGCUCUGAGACUCACUUGCAGACACAAAUUUAAACAGAUUUUCAGUAGCAGCCAGAUAUUUAGGACUGAUGGUAACUAGCACGCAGGGCAAAUAUUAGCUCAAGGAUAAAAUUGCAUAAUUAAUAGUAAUAAAAAUAAUAAUACUUGUGUUAACUUUAAUCUCCAUGAGAUUAUUCUGUGAUCCAGGGUGCCAUUGUUAGUUAUAUUAAUUUAAUUUACACCACUACUCAAGUUCAUUGUUAGCCAGUUCUAUUAAUACCAAUAUUUUGCUAUAAAACUUUUGUUAACCAGAGUGUGAAACAGAACCGUAACCCCUUACAACCCACUCACGCUUAUUCAUUUAGUAGGCUGCAGAACAGGGUAGCAGAGGAGAGCACUGUGUGCAGUAAGUUAAUGACAGUGCGGAGUUCAGAGUCACUUCCUGCUUUCCCCAGGGUAACUUAGAAAAAUAUGAGGGUUUUUUGGUCUAAAUUCCACUUUAAAUAUUGGUUAAAAACCUGUGGAGCUGUAGAACUGAAAUAAAAAGCAGUUAAAAAUUGUUUUAUUGGUAGAAGGGAAUUUAAUACAUUUUGCAGAUGCUUCAUGCAAUGAAUUUUGCAUGUUUAAUAAUAACCCUUAAUAAGCAAAUCUCUAUUGACAUAAUCGUAUCAAGUAUAGAGUAUUAAAAAAAUUAUAAGACAAAAUUGUGCUAUGUUUGUGAAGGUUCUUGUUCUAAAUGAGCAUUAUUAUUUAGAUUUAGCUUAAUGUUUUAUUGCUAAUUUUUUCUGUUUUUGUUUUGUUUUGUUUUUUUAGUUUAUGGAUAUGGUCAAUGGAAUAGGAUAUGCUAUUUUUCUUUUAAAUGUAGAUCUAUUUUUAAACAAUAAUGGCUACCUGCAGGUUUUAUACAAGAUUCAAUGAUGCUUCUAUUUCACAUCUAUUACUUGCAAAAAAGAAAAUAGAUUUUCUUUAUUUGCAGUGAUGAACACUGUAAUUAAUGCAUCUUCUCUUGUAGCAAUCACCUGGUUAAAAUGAUUGAUAUUUCCUUUUAGAUCUUACUAGAAGAUAUUGAUUCAAAGAUCAGUAAAUACUUUUGUGCAUAUUUUGGUUCCAUGAUGGCAUGUAAAUUGGUAUAGUCAUUUCCUUUUCCUUUUGCCUUGCUAAUGUUAGCGAUCUUAGACAUAUUUUGCCUUCCGGAUGUGCAUGUCAGUGCCAGAAGCAUGUUGUCUCUUUUGCUGCAUGCAGAGUGAUCUACCGUUUUUUCCCCCAGCAUGUAAACUUACUCUCAUGCAAAGUAAAAUAUUUCCCAUAAAAUACUUAUGAACGAAUCGGAAUCUGUAACGAAGGGUGCAAUUUCCUUAACAUCAGUUUUCUAUUACAAUAGAUCAUCUAAACUGUGCCAAAAUACUGUGGAAGGGCACAAUCCUGUAAACUGUUACUCAUAUGACUAUUCCUUACCUCCUUGAGCAAUCUCACAGAUUGCAGCGGAGUUAUGUCUGGGUGAAAUUCAGCCAUGUGCAGAUGGCCAGUAUAAAGCUUAUGUGUCUCUUCUAGUCUCAAAAGUUGAGGGUGUCAGUGGUGCAUAGUCCUCAUGACCUGUGCUGAUCUUUUGCACAGGAAUGGAUUUCACCCACAGAUACUCCUAUUGCAAUCUCUGGGACCACUCUCAUAAGAAAAGGUCUACUCAUGUGAGUAUGAGUUUUUGGGAUCAAGCUCAAAGUGAAUGAGUAAUCCUGGGCUACUGGUAAAAUGGACCAUUUCUGAGAUCUUAGAGAAGCACGCUGCAAAUGAGGAGCACGAUAAACAAACCAGAGCUCAAGCUAUUGCUGAACUACAGAAACUUUCAAACAAAAUUUAAAAUUAUUUUAGGAAUAAUAAUUUAAAACAAAAUCUGUGUCAAAACAUUAAGUUAUCUGCCAAACCUGAGAAUGAAUUGUCUUGUUUGUGUAUCAUACAUAUCUUUAAAAACAUGGGUAUGCAACAUAAAGUAUGUGGACACCUGUAUAAUUUCAUGACCUUCUAUAUUAUUGUAAUCUACUAGCAUUGAACUCCUGACACAGGCUAGGGACAGCAAGGCAUCAAGCCACAUUUGAUGAUGGGUUCAGUAGAUUACUUCAGAGGCUCAGAUUUAGAAUAAGGGGCUGUUAACAUCACAGCCACCGAUAUUGACGGGAGCUGUCAUUAAAUGUACUCUAGGGGUACAUCUGCCCUGCAAUAAAAAACCUCCAGCACCUAGUCUCAGAGCCUGGUCAACUGAAUUGGGCUCGUGGUGUGCAGGGCUACAGAUUCCAGUGCAGAUGUUCAGGGUCGGGCUUGUGCCUGGUCUCUGAGACCCUCCACCCUUGCGAGGCUUCGGAGCCACGGCUGCAGCCCAAGGCCAAAGAUCUAUACUGCAAUUUUUAGCCCCACAGCCCGAGUCCUGCAAGCCUAAGUCAGCUGACUCAGGCCAGUCAUGGCUGAGCCAGUAGUCUUUUAUUGCAGUGUUGGUGUACCCUUGGAGUAUGAUGAUGGGUGUUAGGCAACAGAGAGACUUUGAAAAGGAAAAAUAGAAAAGGAUAGCAGAGCACAGGAGAUCUAGAGAUGAGAGAAGCCACUGGGGAGAAAUGGAAGAGAGCCAAGCUGGACAGGAGAUUGGUAGACAAGAUAUGGAACUUCUGUUUUCCUUACGUGAUAUCAGUGGUGAAGUGGAGCUAUGGAAUUUAUAAGUUGUAGACCCACAUUUUAAAUGUUAAACAGUACUGUGCCUACUGGGGCAUAGCAUUAAAGGGCUGGUCCAACAUCCAAACCUCAAAAAGAUUUGCUUUUGUUCAUUUCCUCAAGAUCUUUCAUUUUUAUUUUCUUAAGCACUUGCGCAUGCUCUGCAGUUGGUAAGGUUAAAAACAGGAAGUCAUCUCUGAUCGUGUUACCUCAAAGUUCCUGUGUUUGGGACCUCUCCUGUCUUCUUGUGUAAGUUUUUGUAAUGCUAAAAAGGGGUACUGUGAACUCGCCCAUCCUGCAAGAAUAAGGCAGUAUUGUGCAGAACUGUCUGAAAGUGACUGUCUAGACAAGUUAUCGUUAAUUAACUACUAUACCUUACUCAUGAGGUUUCAUAUGAGGCCUGAUGUUAGGACCAGCCCUUUACACGCAAUUUAAAAGGCACAUCCAGUGAUUUCCUCAUGAUUUGGAAAUGCGUUAUAGAAAGUAAAACCCUAAGUGUACGGCAAAAGUGUUUCUAAUGCCAUUUUAAUACAGCUGUUGUUUAUUUAUCAGAUAUCUAUAUACAGGUGUGGCUGUCCAGAGAACUUUGGUUAACAUGAGUAGUCAACGUUAAAAUGACCUCAUUUAAGUUAGAACCUUUCCCGUUGAGACAACAAAACCCCCUGAUAUCAUGAGUUUGUAAAACUAGAACUGACGUUUUGUUGCAUUAAUAUUUAGGUGAAAGUUUUAAGAGCCUGAUUUUAUAAGUCCCUGGAUGGACUCUGCUCCUGUUGACUUCUGAAGGAGUUGAGAGUGCCCAGGACCCCCACGAUUAGGUCAUACUGACACUAUGCUGCAGCAGUUGUAGGUGCCUGUUGGAGAUUAGUUGGGCUGAGGGCCGAUAAAUAUAGAGAUGUCCCAAAGAGGCUGUUAAAAUCUCAAUUCAUAGGGAAUUUUAACUAUUGAGAAAAAGUUUUGGCUUCAGGCUGCUAAUCUGAAACUGCUUGCGAUUGACCAUGUUCCAUUUUUCCCCUAAAAAAAAAAAAACCCCCCUAAUCAACUGCAUAUUUUUAAAACUAGUGUGUUUUUUAAAAAAAAAAUUACAAGUAACAUAUCUCUACAUAAUGUGUUAGAAACACUCUCUGUAGAUGCAAAACUCUGUCCAUUUCCCAGGUUGAGGCAAAAAGACAGCUGCAUUAGUGGGUAAGCCGUGAAAUAAAUGGAGUCUAUGUGUUCCUGUCUGUAGGUGAAAUCCACCCCUAUGCAGAGAGCUAGCACAAGCCUUGGAACCACUUAAGUCACACGUAAGCCCUCAAGGAAUGAAUUGGUUCCUAGGCCUCCUACUGGUCCUCUUCAUGGGGUGGAUUUUACUCUGUGGGCAAAAUCCUUCCAGUCUUUAUUCACGUCCUGUUGAUUUCAGUGGGAUUACUUGGGUGAGGUAAGGACUGCUACGUGAAUACAGACUUGAAAGACAGAGCCAGUUGAUCUGCAGUCCAUUCCUAUUGCUAUCAACAGGAAUUGCACAUGCAUAAAGAGAGAAUACACUCCGAACAUUGAAAAUUCCAACGUAACCCAGGUUAGAAAUGCGGGGGAGGAGGAACGGACAUUUAGCCUUUAGACCUUUCAUACUCUGCAGAAAUAAAGGUUUCUUUUAGAACCUAAAUACAAUUACACUGUCAAAACCAUCCAUUAGUGAAUAAAGCAGGGGUGGGCAAACUUUUUGGCCCGAGGACCACAUCUGGGUGGGGAAAUUGUAGCAGGGCAGGGGGUUGGGAUGCGGUGUGUAAGAAGGGGCUCAGGGCAAGUGGUUGGGGCACAGGAGGGGUGCAGGAUGUAUGAGGGGGCUCACGGAAGGGGGUUAGGGUACAGGAGGGAUGUGGAGUGCAGGAGGCGGCUCAGGUCAGGGGGUUGAGGUUCAGGAAGGGGGUUGGGGUGCAGGAAGGCUGUGGGAUGCAGCAGGGGGCUCAGGGCAGGGAGUUGGAGUGCAGAAGGGGUGCAGGUGGGGGCCCAGGGCAGGGAGUAGGAGUGCGGGAUGUGGCAGGGGGCUCAGGGCAGGGAGUUGGGGUGCAGGAUGCAGGAGGGGUUCAGGCUCCGGCCCGGCGCUGCUUAGCUAGAGCGGCUCUGGGGUGGCAGCAGUGCACAGCGGGGCCAGGGCAGGCUCCCUGCCUGCCAGCCCCGGCCCCGCACCGCACCACUCUGGGAAGCAGCCAGCACCACGUCCCUGCACAGCCCUGGGGGGGGAGGGAGGGCAGAGGGCUCCGCAUGUUUCCCGCGCCUGUGGGUACCUCCCCAGAAGCUCCCAUUGGCCGUGGUAACCCGUUCCUGGCCAAUGGGAGCUUUGCGGAGAGGUACCCACAGGCAAGAGCAGGGUGCGGAGCUCUCUGCCGCCCCAACCCGACCCCCAGGGGCUGCAGGGACGUGGUGUGGCCGCUUCCCGGAGCAGCGGUGGCAAUCCUGCGGACCGGAUCCGGCCCAUGGGCCGUAAUUUGCCCAGCCCUGGAAUAAAGUAACCUACAGCAUGUGUACACUCUGAUCCUUUAAAAUCCUUCCUGUCCUGCAGGGUCAAUUCCAUUGGAAAACAACUGAGCUCCUGUAAAACAAACAAGGGGAAAAGCCUCUCUCCUUGUAGGAAAGGUGGAAUGUUAAAGGUCCAGAGUUGCAAUUCCUGAUGACACUUAUGGGUAUUGGUAUUCUACUGUUGAGAAUAGCCCACUUCCAAUUGAAUAGAAUUGUCUCGAUAGCACUGACCCCGCACUUGGUAAGGCAACUCCCAUCUUUUCAUGUACUGUGUAUAUAUACCUACCUACUGUAUUUUCCACUCCAUGCAUCUGAUAAAGUGGGUUUUAGCCCAGGAAAGCUUAUGCCCAAAUAAAUUUGUUAGUCUCUUAAGUAGUCCUCGUUGUUUUUACUUAUGGGUAUGUUUCCCUUCGGUGCAUGCACAUGACUCCAGUUAAACUGAGCGGGAGUUACAUGCAAUCAUCAAAGGGAGAAGAUACUCCAUACUAAGCAAAGCACAACAUUGGAAACACCAGUGAUAAAUCUUUGAUAGCAUUGGAAAGAAUAUUUGUAGUAUUUGGUUUGCAAUAGCUGUGCUAACCUGCCAAGGAAUUUCUGGAAAUGUAAUAUGAUUUUGUUUGUUUUAGUCAUUGCCAUAAAUUAUUGUAUAUGGUUUUUGUUUCUUUACAAACAUCUGUGUCAAAUACAGGAACUCAGUUAGAUCUGUGCUGUUAGUUAGGGAGACAUUUAGCUACAUUAAAAACUAAAAGACAGUAUAUAAAAGCCAAACCACUUUUUCCUUCAAUUCCCUAAACUUAGAAACUAUUUGAAAUGUUUAAAUGAAGUGUUAUACAAAAAUUGACACAGUAACCAUGUCUGAUUUCAUAUCAAUGAAUAGCGGUGCCAGUAAUGAUUGGUAAUUAAAUAGCCUUAUAAUGGAUUAUAGUCAUGCACUAAAGCCCUCUUGUUCAUAAGAAAAUUGAGAGGGGGGGUGCUCUCGUGUUCUGAGCACAGGUGUGGGAUACAUGAACAUGUGUUCUGAUCCCAGGUCGAUCACUGACUCCCUCUGUGGCCUUGGGCAAGUUACUUAACCUCUCUGCCUCAGUUUCCCCAUCUGUAAAAUGGGGAUAAUAAUACUUACGUCCUUCACCAGGUAUUGUGAGGACUACUUAAUUAAUGUUUCUAAUGCACUUUUAACAUGAAAAGUGUUAUGUAAUUGGAAGUAUUAUUAUAAUUUUUUAAUAAUAAAUAAAUCAGUUUAUUCAGUUCACAUGGUGUUGCUGGAUAUACCAUGCUAUUUAUACUUUUAUAUAACUUUAGUAAUUCUACUGAAACCAUUUAAAAGAAAUAACAUAUCUGUUUCUUGUAGGAUCUGGAGUACAGCUUAGCUCUUGUUAACUGAACUCAUAUCACAAUGUGAAGUGUUGCUUGCCAGUCGUGUAGAAGUCCGUUGCACUACCCAUUUUCCAACUACUGAGACUUUUUUGUGCAAUUUAAAAAAUUUUAGCAGAAUUGAUUGUAGAGCAAAAUUCCAUAUGGCUAAAUAAAAUUGACAGCCCAGCUGGUUUCUAGUCACGCUCAGUUAUCUCUUUUAACAGGGGGAAGUGAUCUUUUGUUUGCAGUUUUCCCAUCAGUGAGGAUUUUGCUCAGCUGGUAAUUUAACUUGCAUCUGUGAGGUGCUGGGCUCCUGCUUCAUCCAGCUCCAUGCUUAGCUACAGCGUCAUAGAUAGUUCAACUUGCAGGGGAAACAGCCCCAGACACUAUAUUUUUCUUCUAUCUGUGAUGACUGGCUAAAAAUUCUGUAAUGUUUAUAAAUCAUUUUAAGGAUAGAAAUGCAAAAGCAAUAGCAACAACAUUGAUCAUGUUGCAGGCCUUAGCCUGCUUCCAUUGAAGCCAUAGAGCUGGAUUUACUCUGGUUUAUGACUGGUGUAACUUCAUUCACUUAUUUUUAAUGUCCCCUGAAGUCCAGUGAUGCAAGGGCACAAUCCCGCUGCAAGUAAACUCAGGACGUUUUUCUAUUGACUUCAAUGGGAGUCAGAAUAGGUGGUAGGUGAGAUCCAAAUCUGUUGCCCUUUUAUGUCAAUGGGAGCAGACUGGGCCAUAUAUUAAUUUUUGAUUAGAAGGACCUGUCGUGAAAUCUUCAGCUAAUAGCAAGUUAUUUUUUAUAAUUUAUAAAUAGGUGAAAGAAACAGAUUUUAAGAACAAUAAUCUUUGUUUUUUUAAUCUUUAUGAGCCCCCAUUUUUUUUUUUUUUUUUUAGAAAAAAAGAAUAAUUUGAAUUGAUAAAGUAACAAACUGUUGGGUUUUCUUCCCGGUUGAACAAUUGUGCAGAAUCAGCAUUAUUUGCACCCUUGCCUGUAGGGCUCAGUCUUGCUGGUCACUCUGGCUCUGAUCCAGCCAAGCGCUUCAUGGUACUUUACUUUAAGCACAUGAGUAAUCCCACUGAAGUUAGUAGAACUACUCACAGGCUUGUAGCUCAGAAUGUGCUUCAGUACUGUACUGGAUCCAGGGUCAUCGUGCUCCACACCUUGCAGAACCGAGCCGUUAGCCCAGUUCAGUAAAGCACGUAAUCAUAUGCUUAAGUCCAUCUGUGCUUAACUUCCAGCAGCACAUGCUUAAGACCCAUUGAAGUCAGUGGGACUUAAACACAUGCUUGAGUGUUUUGCUGAAUUGGAGCCUUAGUGAGCAUUCUUGCUGUAGUAAGGCGAAGAGUUAACGCUGUCGAUUUAUUUCCCCAGAAAGAGUUUCAAAUGUAUUCCCUUCUUUGAGUUACGAGAAUGAAUGUAAAAGCUUAAAAAUGCAGCUCACAAUACUUGUACUUUUAGCAAGAUAAUGUCUGUCUUUUAUAGAAUACGCCUGAAACAUUUGAAAUCAUUGCAUUUGUUGUGUUAACAUUCUUUUAUUUUUUUAACAAGGAAUAAUAUCACCUUGAAAUCAUUAACAGUGAAGGAUAUCAUUUUAAGACACAAACUUUGUUUUUAUAAAGAGGAGAACAUUAUUUUCUUAUUAUUUAAUUGCAAGAUACUAUAGGAAAAUGUGGAGAGGUGAUUCAUUUCUCAAAAAAUAUUGGAAGAAUAGCUGGCAAGAUUGAUGUAUAAAUUACUGCAUUGUUUUUUCUUAGUUCUUUAACCUUUAAUCUUUGUUUGCAUGAUAUGCUUUUGUUAAAUAUUAAUUGUAGUUUGAAAGCAAGUGUGUCUGAAUAAAGAUGCUUGAUCAUU
Chelonia mydas (Green sea turtle) is the source of this 11175-nucleotide messenger RNA. RefSeq names its product protein kinase C alpha (gene PRKCA). Gene Ontology annotation, biological process: protein phosphorylation. Bases 121 to 2193 code for a protein of 690 amino acids. Gene Ontology annotation, molecular function: ATP binding; diacylglycerol-dependent serine/threonine kinase activity; zinc ion binding. NCBI's taxonomy places the organism in Eukaryota, Metazoa, Chordata, Testudines, Cheloniidae. The transcript has 18 exons. The record is from RefSeq and is a predicted model, not a curated record.